AUGGCUAAAGAUCUGCCGGACGAGGUAUUGGCGAAUCCCGAGUUGUAUGGGCUGAGGAGGUCGCAUAGGACGCCUGUCGGGGGGAGUACACAAGCAACUUAUUACGAGAGUAACGACGAUGAAGACAGCGUAGUGGUCUCGGGACGCGGCCGCAAGAGGAAAAAGGCGAUAGAUAUCGAUUCGUAUUCGGAGGAGGAGCCGGCAGACAAUGAGAGCACGAACGAGGACAUCAGCGGCGAUGAGGAUGAGGAUUUCGGCGCGCCGGUGAGGCGACGCCGGAAGAAGGGCCGCCGGGAGUUGAGCGCAGAGGACGACAUCAUGCUGCCCACGCGCUUCUCGUCGCGCAACAACAAAGCUGUCAAUUACAAUAUCGAUUACUCGGACGACGAUUUGCUAGAGUCGGCUGAGGAGGAGUACGAGGGCGAUGAGGGCGACGAAGGCGAAGAAGAGGCGUACGCACAGACGCCCCAGAUACCAGACGAACACGGGAUCGACUUCGUCGUGACACACAGGCUCCAUGAAGGCCAUACUGAGCCUGUGGAAUGGGAUGUACCGGAAUGCAAGGAGUGCUACGAGUUUCUGAUCAAGUGGAACAACGAAUCGCACAUCCACAACACGUGGGAGACAGCGGAGUCGCUUGGGAAUGUCCGCGGCGUGAAGAAGGUGGACAAUUACAUCAAGCAGUACAUUCUGUUAGACCACGAACUGCGUACGGACAAGUAUACGACUCGCGAGGAUAUAGAGGUGAUGGAUCUUGAACAUGAACGGCGCUGCGAUGAGUUUGAAGAAUUCAAGAAGGUUGAACGGAUCAUUGAUUCCGACCGCGUAACUUUGGAUGAUGGUAGCUCACAGUUGCAGUACCUCGUGAAGUGGAAACGCCUAAACUAUGACGAGGCGACCUGGGAAAAUGCGAGCGUCAUAGUGAAGAUGGCCCCGGAGGAGGUGAAACGUUUUCAGAGCAGGUCGAGCUCCAAGAUCCUUCCACAGCAUUCGAGUAAUUACGGCUCUCAGCGGCCUGGGUUUGAAAAGUUGAGUGUCCAGCCUUCUUUUAUCAAAGGCGGCGAACUACGUGACUUCCAGCUGACUGGUAUAAACUGGAUGGCCUUUCUGUGGUCGAAAAGCGACAAUGGGAUAUUGGCUGACGAAAUGGGGUUAGGUAAGACUGUUCAGACCGUCUCCUUCAUAUCCUGGCUGAUUUUUGCCCGCCGGCAGAAUGGUCCUCAUUUAGUAGUCGUUCCGUUGUCCACCAUGCCUGCAUGGCAGGAGACGUUCGAGAAGUGGGCACCAGAAUUGAACUGUGUUUACUACAUGGGUAACCAGAAAUCAAGAGAUGUGAUAAGGGAAUACGAAUUCUAUACCAAUCCUCACACGAAAGGUAAAAAAAAUAUCAAAUUUAACGUUCUUCUAACCACUUACGAAUAUAUAUUAAAGGAUAGACUCGAGCUUGGGGCAAUAAAAUGGCAGUUUUUAGCUGUUGACGAGGCCCACCGGUUGAAAAAUGCAGAAUCGUCAUUGUACGAGUCUCUAAGCAGCUUCAAAGUGGCCAAUAGGAUGCUGAUUACUGGUACUCCACUCCAAAAUAAUAUAAAGGAACUAGCUGCGUUAGUGAAUUUUCUAAUGCCAGGUAAGUUUACCAUCGACCAAGAAAUAGAUUUUGAAAACCAGGAUGAAAAGCAAGAAAAUUAUAUCCGUGAUUUGCAUAAGCGAUUGCAGCCUUAUAUCUUACGUCGUCUGAAGAAGGACGUUGAGAAGUCGCUGCCAUCUAAAACUGAACGUAUUUUAAGAGUGGAACUCUCUGACGUUCAGACCGAAUAUUAUAAAAAUAUUUUGACGAAAAACUAUAACGCGCUGACUGCGGGAACCAAAGGGACCCAUUUCUCGUUACUGAAUAUUAUGAAUGAACUGAAAAAGGCAUCUAAUCACCCAUACUUAUUUGGUAACGCAGAGAACCGUGUGCUUGCAAAAUUUGGCGAUGGAAACAGGUCUAGAGAGAACAUACUACGGGGUUUGAUUAUGUCAAGCGGCAAAAUGGUUUUACUAGAUAAAUUGUUGACAAGGCUAAAAAAGGACGGGCAUAGAGUACUGAUCUUCUCGCAGAUGGUACGCAUGCUGGAUAUACUUGGCGACUAUCUCUCUAUUAAAGGAAUAAACUUCCAGAGACUAGAUGGUACCGUCCCUUCCUCACAGCGUCGGAUUUCUAUUGACCACUUUAAUGCUCCUGACUCAAACGACUUUGUCUUCUUGCUGUCCACUAGAGCGGGCGGUUUGGGUAUCAAUUUGAUGACGGCAGACACUGUGAUCAUAUUUGAUUCCGACUGGAAUCCACAGGCCGAUCUCCAAGCAAUGGCUCGCGCGCAUAGAAUUGGUCAAAAGAAUCAUGUUAUGGUUUACCGUUUUGUGUCUAAGGAUACCGUUGAAGAAGAAGUCUUAGAAAGAGCACGCAAAAAGAUGAUCUUGGAGUAUGCUAUCAUCUCGUUAGGUGUUACAGAUGGGAAUAAAUAUACGAGCAAGAGCAAAGCCGAACCUAGUGCAGGAGAGCUGUCUGAGAUUCUCAAGUUUGGUGCAGGCAAUAUGUUCAAAGCGCAUGAUAAUCAAAAGAAGCUUGAAGAUUUGAACUUGGAUGAUGUCUUGAAUCAUGCGGAAGAUCACGUCACCACACCAGAUUUGGGAGAGUCUCAUCUCGGAGGUGAGGAAUUCCUAAAACAGUUUGAAGUCACCGAUUAUAAAGCUGACGUGGAAUGGGAUGAUAUCAUUCCGGAAGACGAGCUACGCAAACUCAAAGACGAAGAACAGAAGCGGAAGGAUGAAGAGUAUGUCCAGGAACAACUGCAAAUGAUGAAUCGUAGGAAUGUUGCUCUGAAUAAGAUAAAAAAUAGCGUCAAUGGAGAUGGAGCUCAGAGCUUAAGCGACAAAGAGGAUUCACGCUCCAAAAAACGUGCGAAAUCCAACAACCUGAACUCUAUAGGCGAAAGGGAAAUUCGUGCCCUCUAUAAAGCCAUCCUAAAGUACGGAGAUCUUACCGAAAGACUCGGCGAUCUUAUCGCAGACGGCACACUGCCCGUCAAGUCAUUGGAAAAAUAUGGUGAACUAUAUGAUGAACUUAUGAGUAUUGCCCGCAAGCAAAUUAAUGACGAAGAAUCUAAGCGUAAUGAAGCAAUAUCGAGGCUGGAGCGUGAUGUAGAAGAAUACAAAACCAAGGUGAAGUCUGGGGAAAUCAAACCAGACGAUAAUGCUAAAGACUUGCCGAUCGCACGACUGGCGGCUAAGCGGCGUGAGAAGCGCGCAGUUCUCUUUGAGUUCUAUGAAAUAAAGGGCCUCAAUGCAGAAACGAUUGUUAACCGGACGGACGACUUACGGUUCUUGCACAACUUUUUGAAGAAUAAUUACCCAUCCGACCCUAUGAAGUUCCGCUUCCUAAAUCGUCUUCCAAAGCCUAUAACUAACUGGAACUGCACCUGGACGCAGGAGGACGACGAGAAGUUGCUGGUGGGAGUAGAUAAAUACGGUUAUGGCUCCUGGUCGCAAGUCCGUGAUGAUCCUUUCCUUGGGCUUUCAGACAAAAUCUUCCUCAAUGAACCCGGCACACAGACCAACGAUUCGGCAGCCGCCGACGCUGAUGCCGCGGACAAGAAAACGCGCCUCGCCAACGCAGCGAAGAAAGUGCCCGGUUCGGUUCAUCUCGGACGCCGUGUCGACUACCUGCUCACGGUGCUUCGCGAGGAGGCCAAGGGUACGGACUCUGCCGCGGCGCCGCAGGCCGCGCUCGCGGCGAAAAAACGUGCACGCAAAUCAUCCGGCAGCAGCAAGUCUGCAACCCCGGACGCUCGCCCUGAAGAUUCACCCUCCAUCAAGCGCACCCGCGCCCUGCCCGCCGCCUCGCGGCCUUCAUCUGGCAGCCCGGGCCCACAGCUGAAGCGUAACGGCAAAAAGCAGGCGUCCCCCAAGGCGCCUAUGGAGCGCGAGUACGAGUCCAUGGACGAGGACGAGUGCCGUCGCACCAUGCACUCGGUGCGCGCGUCGCUCAAGCGCCUCAAGCGUGGCGGCGCCGGCCUCGACCGCAACGAGUGGGCGGCCAUCCUCAAGCGCGAGCUGCUCGCCGUCGGCAACUACAUCGAGCGCCACAAAGGUGAUUCCGCCGAUCGCGACCGUGCCCAGUUCAAGCGCCAUCUGUGGUCAUAUAGCGCCCAGUUCUGGCCCGCCCAGGUCAAGUCCUCCAAGAUCAUGGCUAUGUACGACAAGCUCGCUGCCUCUGCCGCCGCCCCGCGCUAG
This is a messenger RNA of Eremothecium gossypii ATCC 10895, 4269 nucleotides long. It is a transcript of the gene CHD1, whose product is annotated as chromatin-remodeling ATPase CHD1. Gene Ontology annotation, cellular component: nucleus; chromatin. The transcript has a single exon. Bases 1 to 4269 code for a protein of 1422 amino acids. Gene Ontology annotation, molecular function: ATP binding; ATP-dependent chromatin remodeler activity; chromatin binding. The record is from RefSeq and is marked provisional. Lineage: Eukaryota; Fungi; Ascomycota; Saccharomycetes; Saccharomycetales; Saccharomycetaceae. Gene Ontology annotation, biological process: nucleosome organization; regulation of transcription by RNA polymerase II.